Messenger RNA from Candidozyma duobushaemuli, 1659 nucleotides. RefSeq lists its product as uncharacterized. The transcript has 3 exons. Lineage: Eukaryota; Fungi; Ascomycota; Pichiomycetes; Serinales; Metschnikowiaceae. The record is from RefSeq and is a predicted model, not a curated record. The coding region runs from base 1 to 1659 and encodes 552 amino acids.
AUGGACAAGGCCCCAGAGGCCGUGGCGCUCAGACUCAACCUGGAGGUGCUAGCGCUGCUCCGAGGGCUUCAGAAAAAAGGCACCGUGCCCAAGUUGGUGGUGAAAAACGGCCAGUUUGUAUGUAUCCGUUGGAAUCGCUUCUCGUCCAUGACUAACCCACAGCUGAUCAAAGUAGGCGAUCUGCUUGUCUACCCUUGUUCCUCGAGCAACGAGCUGCUCCGGUUCGAUAUCUACAAUGCUAGGGCCAACAGCGCCUACGACUUUGCCGGAACCGUCACGGAACGGCUCAAUGUGCUCACAGACCCUCGCCAGAUCAAGAACCACCAAAAGGCCCUGUCCAGCCGAAACUGCUGCUUCCAGAGAAGCCCUCCUUCGAGCACGCCCCACGGUCUCUACGCCGUAGACGCCAGGGGAGACGCUUCCACCAAGUUCCUUGCAUUGGUCGCUUUGGGCCCCACCACUAGACGAGAGGUCGAGACCCGCAUCAACGCCAACGGCCGGAUCUCCCCGGCCGAAAUGGACCGCUUAUUCCUGACUCACACCCAGAGCUAUAAUCUGUCCAUGCCCAGCUCCUCCUUCACCGAAACAGACACAUACCCAAGCGUCGCCUUGGGCCUCACAGACACAGACCAGCAUCACGACUACGUCAUCCUCAAGGACAAGGCAUACAAGGACUUGCGUCCGUGGCUGUGCCCGUUCACGCCCUAUGAGAGGGCCCUCGUCAUUGAAAAUGCCCACCACGCCUUGAGCAGACUAGGGUAUCUGGAUACCCAUCCGCUCCGGCGCCGCAUCACGGAGAAGCCGCUAGAGAAGGCUGAAGACAAGAAGCCUGCGGCCCUUGGCGGCGGUCUUCUCUCGGCAAAGCCUGGCUCUCCAUCUCCAAAGCGCUCUGCCUCUCCUAGAGUGGAGGAGAAGCGCAAGAGACCUCGCAACGACGAGUCUCCAUUGAAGCAUUCUGCCGAAUCGAGUAAGAAGUUUGUGGCCUCGCUGCUGCUGUCCUCGUCUUCGGAAGACGAGAGACACUCCAAGAAGGCCAAGAAGGAGGGCAAACGGUCCAACAGCUCCGGCAGCAACCAGAGCACCUUCAGCAACGCUACUUCUUACACCCUGCCCUCGCUGAUCAACGAGGAGCACAAUGACGACAACGACCACAGCGAAGAUGACAUGAAGCUCCUGAGCUUGCCCAGAGCUUCUCCUGCAUUGCCUUCCAAACCGGCCCCUACAAGCAACGACAAGCGCCAGCAGUACUACAAGCGAUUGGCGCUGAAUUUCUACUCAAAGUACCUGGAGUACAAGAACUUGCAUGAUAGUUUGCUCAAGGACCAGAGCGGCACUACGCAAGAGAAAAAGCGCCGUGUGAUGAAGUUGUUCGAAAUGCACAAUCUUCUCGCCGGUUGGAAGCGCAAGCUUUGGGACUAUUACAAUGAAAGCAAUAUGGCGCAAGGCAUUAUGCAUUUGUCUCGUCAUAAGAAGACGAAUAGCGGCUCUGGUGUCGUUCUGGCGCCGCUGACAGGCCAAUUGCAGAGUCAGGACCGGUUCCAGAGGUCAGGAACUGCUAGUCCACAGGUCAGCUACCCCGACCGCUUUGCUGGAAAGCAAAACGGAAAGCGUCCUGUUGAGCAGCGUUCCCCUCGGCCCAAGGUAGCGCUUGACUACUGA